Molecule: messenger RNA, 2404 nt
Organism: Oryza brachyantha (malo sina)
Lineage: Eukaryota; Viridiplantae; Streptophyta; Magnoliopsida; Poales; Poaceae
Product: DDT domain-containing protein DDB_G0282237-like
Exons: 10
Coding region: 186-2033 (615 amino acids)
Source: RefSeq, a predicted model, not a curated record
CGUCUCUCCAAUCUUCUCUCGUCUUCGUCCUCAAAAAAGGCCCAUCUCGAAAGCGAGAGCGCCAAACGAAUCAACCCCCAAACUCCGCCGCCCCCUCCGCCUCGCCGAUCCGCUUCCGCGGGGCCUCCCCGGCGACACCCCGCCGCGCCGCCUCAGCCUGACUUGUCGGUUGCAACGGAGGGCCAAUGCCACUCUUCAAGAGGAAACCUUUCUCCUUAUUGGAGCCCCCUAAGGACAUAGAUCCUAAGGAGAAAGUUUUCCAAAUUCGGUUCACAAGGGAGAUAUUCCGAGAAUACCAAGAUUACAUAAGCAGGUUGAAUCUUUAUCGCCAACGAGUUUGGACAUGUAAGAUAUCUGGGAAAUCAAAUUUGACUUUUGAAGAAGCUUUGGUCUCUGAGCAUCAUGCUGUGGCAAAGGCUCAGAAAUUACCAACAGAAUUAAUGGCUCCUGUUCUUCGGAUGAUUCAAUACAGCACUGUUGGCUUAUAUGAGCUUGUUGACAAGAUAUAUGCUAGUCUACAGGAAUAUGUAUUUGAAGGAUUAGAAUUACAUGCUAAACAGGAUGGUUUAGAGGCUGCUUGCAAGAUUUUAAAGAUUUUAGAGUCUGGUGGCACUAAGAUGUAUGAAGUUGGUUGGCUUCUUCGGGACAAGACUAUCAUCAGUAUUUCAGUAAUCAAAGGUGAAGACUUGAUUCACAGGAGGCCGCCUGUUAGUAGGAAUACAUUGAAGAUUUUUAUUAGAGAUGCAACGUCACAAAAUAACCCAUGGGUUAUACAUGAAAAUCUUGCCAAAAGAUAUGGCAUACCCACUGAACCCCCAAAUGACAUGAUGUUUGAUGAAGGUUUGCAAAAGAAAGGGAGGAAAAGACAUGAGGAUGGACCUAAAGGAAAUGCUAGGAAAAAGAUGAAGAAUGAUGAGGAACACAUAAAUGUUCCAGUUAAGUACCCAAUGGAUGAUCUCUUAGUACGACCUUCUGCAGAUGACCAUGUUUUAUCAAAGAGACUUCCUCUGGCUACAGAUUUUAGAGUACCAAGAUAUUCUGUGGGCGAUCUCCUUAUGGUUUGGGACUUCUGCUUGUCCUUUGGGAGGAUUCUGAACCUAUCCCCAUUUUCACUAGCAGAUUUGGAGAAUGCAAUUUGCCACAAAGAAAGCAACACUCUUCUUGUGGAAAUACAUAAAUCUAUAUUCCACUUGCUUAUUAAGGAUGAAGGUGACUAUUUCACUGUUCUGCGCAACAAGAAACGGAAGUUAAAGGUCACUUUGGUAACAUGGGCUGAGUAUCUCUGUGAUUUCUUGGAAAUGACAAAAAGUGAAGAACUCUCAAGCAACAUUGCAACAGUAAGAAAGGGUUAUUACAGUCUUAUUGACACUGAUGUAAAACUUAAGAUUCUCCGGGAACUAGUAGAAGAAGCCAUCACAACUUCUCCUGUAAGAGAGAAACUAAGUGAAUGGGUGGACCAGCGGCAAACACUUGCUGCAACUAAAAGAGAGUGUACUAGGAAGGCAAAAGACGAGCAGAACUCAAGCAUUGAUGCAGUGCAAGAUGAUAAUGGGAAUGUUGAUGAGCAGGGUAAGGGGAAAGAAGAAAAGGAUAAGAACAAUAUCUCUCGAAGCAAGAAAAAUGGGAAACGACAUGGGCACCUUGAAAUGGAGAUUGACAAAUUAUCCAUCCGUUCCAGCCCCCUUGGAAAAGACAGACACUAUAACAGGUAUUGGUUUUUCAGACGAGAAGGAAGGCUUUUUGUUGAAAGUGCAGAUUCAAGAGAAUGGGGAUAUUACAGUACUAAGGAAGAGCUUGAUGCUCUAAUGUGCUCACUGAACAUGAAAGGUAUAAGGGAGAGAGCUCUUAAACAGCAGAUGGACAAGUUGUACAGUAAGAUAAGUAAUGCUCUGGAGAAACGAUCAAAAGAGAUCACAAACAAAUUGUUGCUCGAAGAGGUUGUACUGCGCCGUUCCACACGUGUUCAGGCUCAACCAAGGGAUAACCCUUCCAUGGCAUUCCUGAAGUAUGUCAAUAAAUGGAAGGAUAACUGAACUACAAGGCGACAGUUUGUCAGUAGAUGGGAGAUAAUUAGCUAGAUCACAUGGUUUGUUUCAGGAAUAUAUGAAGGUCUGAUGAGGUGGUCUUAUUUGUUAGCCAUUCCUCAUGGCUGCUCUUUGAGCAAUCAUUACCAGGUAGCAAAACCAAAGGACUCGUUGGCUUACACUGGACUUAGUUGAGCUAUAUACCCAGUGUAAUUCAUCUUACAUGUAAACAUGAUGUUAGCCUUAGGGACCAUGAAUUGGUAACCUUAUAUGCUGCUGACGUUAUGUCUGUUUGGUUGUCAAUCGCAUGACACCUUUCUUUGCUACUCCUAUGUUGUUUUCACUUUGGGUGUGCUUUACCAGAUUUAUAACUGCUUCGA